AUGUUGGUCUGCACCGACACACCGACGGUCGGGAAUGCGACGGUCGGCUGGUCGGCUGGAUUGUGGUUGGUCGGGCAGGUCAUCAACGCGACCUGCUUGGACGGGUACCACCUGCUGAGCGACGGCGCCACGGAGCAGACGCUGGCCUGCACUUUGGACGGCUGGGAGACCAAGCCCGCGUGCAGGAUAGCCUGCCUCGACCAGCCGGCCUUCGGCGUGGCGAACUCCACCUGGACGGCUCGCCUGUGGCUCGAGGGCGAGACCGUGGAGGCCAGCUGCGCCGAGGACCACCUGGACGUCCACGGGAACGCCCAGCAGACGGCCGAGUGCGCGGAGGGCGGCUGGCGCGGCUCUUCGCCCUGCAUGUACGGUGAGGACCCGCCUGGGGCUCGGGGCUCGGGGGGCGACGCGCGGCACGGGAAGGCAUUGCCCCCCGGCGCCGUCAUCUGCCCUGGGGAACCGACGGUGCCCAACGCCGAAACGGACUGGUUCACGGCUGUCUGGAUGUCCGGUUCAGUCGUCAAUGCCACCUGUCUGUCGAGCCACUAUGCCUUGGACGUCGGGAGUGAUGUGUCGGUGCAGGCCAUUGCAUGCACGGAGAAUGGCUGGGAAAAUGUGAGCGCCUGCGUGAGAGUAUGCGAAGAGUCCCCUGGAGAUUUCGGCGUCGCGACCACCGACUGGGAAGACCGGAAGUACCGCAUAAACGAGACGGUCUUUGCCACGUGUCAAGAGAACCAUCUCUUGGCCGACGAUUCUGUCAACCAGACCGUGAAAUGCACAGAGAACGGCUGGGAGACACCCUUGCCUUGCCUGCUUGUGCAAUGCCCGGGCCCUGAAGUCGCCAACGCGGUGGAACAGUUCAACUCCAGCGUGUUCAACGUGAGCCAGGAGGUCGUCGUGACCUGCCUCGACGAGCACUUCCUCAGGAGGGGCGUACAGGCGCAGACCCUGGAGUGCGGCGCGGACAGGACGUGGGGGGAGAUCCUGCCCUGCGUCAGAGCAUGCGACGGAGAGCCUCUCGUACAGAACGCCAACAUCACGUGGAACGAGAGCGAGUUCUGGACGGUAGGGAAAUACGUGGUGGCGACCUGUUACCCGGAGUUUAGUGUGUCUGCGAACGUCUACACACACCUCGUCACGUGCAUGGAAGACGGGUGGGACGAGACGACCCGCUGCUCCACGUUACAUUCCAUAAAACUAUACUGUGAUAAGUUAUCCAAGUACUUAAAUCAUUCAAUAGAGUACCACUGGGGAUGGCAUGCACUAUAUGUACCAUCAAGAGCAAAAGUCCGACUACACCUAAACUCUGGCAAAUGUUUCUUCAUGCCGCCCAUAGAUGUCGCUGUAUCCCUCAUAUCCUAA
Penaeus chinensis is the source of this 1362-nucleotide messenger RNA. RefSeq names its product complement factor H-related protein 4-like. Lineage: Eukaryota; Metazoa; Arthropoda; Malacostraca; Decapoda; Penaeidae. Bases 1 to 1362 code for a protein of 453 amino acids. The transcript is spliced from 8 exons. The record is from RefSeq and is a predicted model, not a curated record.